Mytilinidion resinicola is the source of this 1418-nucleotide messenger RNA. RefSeq names its product Arginase/deacetylase. The transcript is spliced from 10 exons. The coding region runs from base 60 to 1196 and encodes 378 amino acids. Gene Ontology annotation, molecular function: agmatinase activity; metal ion binding. The record is from RefSeq and is a predicted model, not a curated record. Lineage: Eukaryota; Fungi; Ascomycota; Dothideomycetes; Mytilinidiales; Mytilinidiaceae.
CCACAAACACUCAGAGUUUCCCAUCAAAUCACCAAGCUCACGCCUUUCGUCUCAUAAAAAUGCAUUUCCUCUUCUUCACUCUUGCCGUGAUUGGAACGCUCUCUGAGGCUCGCGAAAUCACUUUUCCAGCGGCCUCAGGAUAUCAGCCAGAGAAUCUGCAAUUCCCGGUGGGCUCUCUUGGAGUUAUAGAUGUUAGCACUGGAAGCGCGUUUGUAGGACUUACCACUUUUGCCAAUUUGCCACACGUGCAUUGUUUAGCUGCGGAAGGGAUAGAGGUUGAGACGUAUGAUAUCGCAAUCAUCGGUGCACCAUUUGAUACUGCAGUCACGAGUAGACCCGGUGCUCGUUAUGGUCCUGGAGGAAUACGACAGGGUUCACGAAGAAUCGAGCCAGAAGCUGCGUGGGACAUCUACACAGGGAGAAACCCGUACCUUGAUUGGGCAACGAUUGUGGACUGCGGCGAUGUUCCUCUUACAGUUUUGGACAACACCGUUGCACUGAAACAGUUAGAUCAAGCACAUAAGAUCAUUUCCAGGCGAGAGACGAAAUCGAGGGAGUAUACUGCACCGAGGAUCAUUACUCUGGGCGGCGACCAUACGACAACUCUUUCAGCAUUAAGGUCCACGAGCAAGCAUUGGGGUAGCGUGAGCGUUAUACAUUUCGACAGCCAUAUUGAUACCUGGGACCCAGAAGUGUUAGGCGGCGGCGUAUCCCACUAUGCGGGAGUCAACCACGGCACGUUCCUACACAUUGCACACGAGGAGGGUCUUAUCAGAAACACAUCCAUCCACGCAGGCAUACGAGCACCAGUCAUGCGUCGCAAAGGCGACGUAAGAAAUGACAUUCGAUGCGGGUUCGAAAUGAUCAAAGCUAGGGAUAUUGACCGGAUUGGCACUGAAGGUAUCAUUAAGAAGCUCAAGGAACGGGUAGCCGGCUCAAAAGUCUAUAUUAGCGUUGACAUUGACGUUUUAGACCCAGCAUUCGCACCAGCCACGGGGACAGCCGAAGUAGGGGGAUGGAGCACGAGAGAACUGUUGACCAUACUUAAUGGACUGGACGGUAUAGAUGUCAUCGGGGCGGAUGUUGUCGAGGUUAGUCCAGUCUACGACAACGCCGGUGAGACAACAGUCCUGGCGGCUGCAGAGGUCGUCCAGUCCUUGCUGGACCUGAUGGUGCAGAGGCCCGUCAAAUCGUAGGAUGGUGGUCUGGAGGGCGUCGUCGAAUGUCGAGUGGCUGGCACUACCAUUAGGCAUGGCGCUGCAGACCGGUCGUAUUUGCCGUUCGGACAUUCUUUUCAUCCGACGCCAAAUUGGAUGGCUGUAGAGGUCGGCCUCCGGGGCAUCAGAAGGAACGUCUAUAGCACAUGCGGAAUAAUAGUUGCGGAUCGUAAGACUGCUCGAUAUAUGCGCCAGUGCGGU